This is a messenger RNA of Parnassius mnemosyne (clouded apollo), 1695 nucleotides long. Lineage: Eukaryota; Metazoa; Arthropoda; Insecta; Lepidoptera; Papilionidae. The record is from the annotation of a GenBank genome assembly.
AUGGCUAAGAAAAAAAUUGAAAUAUACAUAGAUGUAAAUACUGAAAAAGAGUUUGAUAAUAUACUCAACCAAUAUAAUAAAAAUCUUAUUUGUGCCCAGAUAUAUUGCAGUUACUUUGGUUAUUGCACUGCCCUUGAUCACCUUUUUAUGAAAAUGAAAUUGGAAUGGAGCGACGGGCAUGCUUUACUACUCAGAGUAGCAGCCGAUGAAAUCGAGUCACUAAAACGAUUCCGUGGUCAAAGUAAUCCUAUAUUCCUUUUUAUUUUGAAUAGAAAAAUAAUAAAUAUUUUUCGUGGCAUAAAUAACAUCAGAUUUGGAGAGAUCGCGAGAAGUGAAAUAGAGUAUUAUCAAGAACUUCAAAAGGGUGGCUCUGUAGAAAGGCAAACUUACGACAUUGAUGAAGCGACACCAGAGGAAGUCGAAUGGAACAACAUCCGAAAGUCUGAAAGGGAGGAAGUGUUAAAGAGCGCUCUUGCUAGAAAAGCCGCCCGUCAAGCGGCUCGCAAACAGCACCGAGCCGAGCUUAUGAUACCUUUUCUCCAGCAUCUGAAUUUUGUGCUGUAUUGGCCAAAUGCAACACAUGCACAUCCAGAACUAUACGAGAGAUGGGAUGCGCACAAUAUUAUAAUGGUCGGCCGUGAAGAAAUACAGCUGACUAGAGAAGUGGCAGAAGACGUACUGUAUGCUGGCGAUGCUCCUAUUAACGAGGCGUCUAUGCAUGUGUUGCUUUCAGCACCGGCCCUCGCUAUAUGCUUUAGGAUAUUAGAUACAGAUAAACACUUCGUUUCAUUGGUACGAAAGAUUCUUUACGAAGAAAUACCUCCGAUCGACGAAUCUAAGCCUUUAGCUGAUCAACCGCCACAGAAAACCGCAUUUGAUCUUUAUAAGUCUUACAGUCUACCAAAAGAAGAAAUUUGGCAAAAGCGUCGAGAGGAAAGGAUGAGUAGGAAGGAGCAAGCAAGAAUAAAUCGCGCGAGGCGCUUGUCCGAGAUGCAACGUUUGGCUCGUCAAGCAAAAGAGGAUGCUAUACAGAACAAAAGAGCAGAGAGGGAGAAAAGAAAACUUGAAUUGCUUAAAGCUGGUAAUAUCACAGCUUUGGACGAUCUUAAAGGAAGUUCUGUAGAUAUGGAGGUCGAUAUUACGAUACCUGAGAAACUAUCGGAUGACGAAGUAGAAGAAAGUAGCGAAGAGGAGGAUGAGAACGAGUAUUUUCCGCCUCCAGGCCUCUUGAUACCAGGAUUUUACGCUCCACCGAAUGACAUUGCUAAAGUCAACGGCCUGGCUAUAUUAUUUCCCAAGAUUGUUUUAGAAAACGUAACGCCUCAACCAGAGUUCCUUCCGCCACAUGUGCUCGUGUUAGUGGACAUGACGAAGAGAUAUAAGGCUAUAGAGAGCCUAGCCAAGCACAAGACCGCCGUAAUACACAUGGGUAUAUUCAAAGCGACUACUCCGUACUGUGCCGUCCAUGUUGCAUACGGAGUGAAACAUUUUGAUUCACUGAAAUUAUCCAUAGACUUAGAUGACCUGAAACUAGCGUUUAUGCUAUCUAUAAAAGUGGAUCUGCCGUUAUUGGAACUGAUGGGUUUGAACCCAUAUCACGUUAGUCGCGACUCAGAAGCAGGCGAGGACGAAUGCGCUGCCAUGUUUCCGGUAAAUUAUGGUGAUGCGUACCCAGAGUUUGAGGAUUUCGAUUAA